Danio rerio (zebrafish) is the source of this 1815-nucleotide messenger RNA. The record is from RefSeq and is a predicted model, not a curated record. Lineage: Eukaryota; Metazoa; Chordata; Actinopteri; Cypriniformes; Danionidae.
CCUGCGGCGCAGCCCCCGCUGCAGGUCCCUGGUGUGGUUGUAGGACUACGAUAGAGGGGUAUAAGAGAGACGCUGAGGAAAUCCAUUGGGCACACUGUUAUGAUCAAGAGUCAGGACGGCUCUUAUAAAAGUCAUAUCCUGAAUUUUGGAACUGGCAGAGAGGCUUGAAGGUGACUUACACUAAAGCUACAAUACAUUCAUUGAUUUGAAAGUGCAUUCACAUUAAGAUUCUCAGUCGAGUUCUGAAUGGAGCUGCUGAUGAAGUACAAUCAAUUCAACUGUAACCCAAGACAGUCAAUCUCUUAAAUGACAUGAACAGGGAGACCUCUGGUGUGUGUUGACUCCUUUAAUAAUGAUGCCUCUCUUUCAUCUGUAAAAACAACAGUGUGUUGACAAAUCUCCAAAAUGGACAACGUCACUUCCGACUCCAACACGGGACUUGCCCUCGCCUGUAACAUGACAGGACACCACAGUUUCAUCUUCACCUUCAUCCCAGUUGUCUACAGCUUCAACUUCAUCAUCGGACUCAUAGGCAACAGUCUGGUAGUCGCCGUCAUCUACUUCUGCUUAAAACUGAAGACAGUAGCCAACAUAUUUGUCUUCAAUCUAGCCGUUUCAGACCUUACAUUCCUCCUCACCCUUCCCAUCUGGGCCAUUUCCACUGCAACAGGCUACCAUUGGCUUUUCGGAGACCUCCUAUGUAAAACAAUAGCUGGUAUGGCUCUCCUAAAUCUAUAUACUAGUAUUUUUCUUCUCACUGCUCUCAGCGUUGACAGAUAUUUGGCUAUCGUUCAUCCUGUCCAGUCUAGACGCUGCCGUACGGUGAUCUAUGCCCGGGUAACAUGCGUUCUAGUUUGGGUGGUAUCAUUUGGCCUAAGCUUGCCCACAGCCAUCAUCCGUGGGACCCAUUUCAUCCAGGACAACAAUGUUACCGUAUGCGCCAUUCACCACAAAGAAGACAUUCGUAAUGUCCUUGCAGCUCUCAGUCUGAUGAAGAGCGUUUUUGGCUUUCUUCUGCCUAUCACCGUCAUCCUCACGUGCUACUGCCUAAUUGGUCGGGCUCUGCCUAAAGCAAGGGACAUUCAGAGAAAUGCCAGGUCAAACGGGGAUGAGGUCUUGAACAUGUUGGCUGCUGCCGCCCUGUCCUUUUUCCUUUGCUGGGCUCCCCAUCAGAUCUUCAACUUCAUGGAGAUGCUUCUCCUGCUGAAAGUCAUCACUAGCUGUGACGUUGUGGACAUCAUUGAUACUGGGAUGCCAUUCACCAUUUGCAUUGCCUUUUUCAACAGCUGCAUGAAUCCAAUAUUGUACAGUUUUGUUGGAAAGAACUUCCGGAGGAACUUGUUGAAGCUCUUAAGGUGCUCCUCGACGUCCGUGGCCUCUCAUCCAGCCCUCAGCACUAAGAUGAGCUCACUUUCAUAUCGAACUUCAGAGUUAUCGCACCUCUCUGUCAUUAAAACCCCUUCACUCCCUCGGGCCACAUGAGAGGAAGAGCGGAAAAACAGGAAGGGAGUGAAUCAUCUUUCUUAGUUCACCGUGAUUCAAUUCAGAAAGUGACUCUUGUUUAUUGGCUGGUGACUUGGUAUUGGAAUGGGAACAACAUAUAGUGAUUCAUCUGUCAUUUUUGGGUAACGACCACAUUUAGGAGGGGGCGCAAAGGAUAGUUUCAGUAUUGGGUUAUGAGUAUGGUCUUAAUACAUGUUUUUCUGUGUUUAUUUAGAAGUGAAAAGUAAUUUGAAAUAAUCAAGAAGCCACGAUUACAUCAUUCAUUUAUUAAUUUAUUCAUUUUUCUUUGGCUUAGUCCCUUAUUUAUCAGAG